Messenger RNA from Brassica oleracea var. oleracea, 825 nucleotides. RefSeq lists its product as uncharacterized. The record is from RefSeq and is a predicted model, not a curated record. Lineage: Eukaryota; Viridiplantae; Streptophyta; Magnoliopsida; Brassicales; Brassicaceae. The transcript is spliced from 6 exons. Bases 1 to 825 code for a protein of 274 amino acids.
AUGCAGUUUCGGCUUCUUUAUUUCUGGGAUGCUCCCAAGAAUGUCAAAGGAGGACCAGGGAUCCUUCUUGGGAUCGAGAUGCUUAUGAUCGAUGCGGAGGGAACUUUAGCUCAGGGGUUCAUCGGUCAGAACCGUCGCAACCAGUAUGAGAAAGAGCUCCAGCGUGGUAGAAUCUACACACUGACAAACUUCUACGCGUCCAAUAACAAGGUGAUGUACAAUGUUGCUGAUCAGAGGCUGGUGAUUUGCAUCUCCCACGCCUCUGCCCUGUCGAAGGUUGAAGAAGACAUUGAAGGCAUUUUGACAGAGCGCUUCAGGGUGCAUUCCUUUUCAGAUUUUGAAGCCAACUGUGAUCUCAGAGGGGAUCUUCACGAUGUUGUUGGCCACCUUAAGCUGGUUGAUGGCCAGGUUCUCCAUCAGCGUCCGGUUUUGUGCACCAAUGAAGACUCAACUUCUCGGAAAGUGAUGGUCCAUUUGCAGCUUAAAGAGGGUCCAGUGAUUAACGUCUAUCUAUGGGACGAGGCCGCUGAAAGUUUUCGCUUGAAGUUUGACGCAAGCGCAGCCAUUCCAACUGUUCUAUUGGUCACCACGGUCAAUCCUAAGAGACUCGGGAAAUUGUGCCUAAGUUCAAUGUCCUCUUCAAGAGUGUUUUUCGAUGAAGAGGUUGACCCCACCAAGGAAUACUUGGCCUGGUUAACCACGAACCCUUCUGUGACUUCUUUGGUCAACCCUGUUGAGGUUGUCAAAGCUGAGACUCUCACAAUAAGUGAGAUUUCCGCCUUUGUCAAGCGUGAGCCUGCUCAGGUAAUCCCAUUCUGUUAUUAG